Molecule: messenger RNA, 1163 nt
Organism: Magallana angulata
Lineage: Eukaryota; Metazoa; Mollusca; Bivalvia; Ostreida; Ostreidae
Product: PHD finger protein 24-like
Exons: 7
Coding region: 49-1074 (341 amino acids)
Molecular function (GO): calcium ion binding
Source: RefSeq, a predicted model, not a curated record
GAGGGUACAUCGUUCUAACAGAAAACAUAAAAGUCAACAGAACGUCCGAUGGAGAGUUCUCAUACCAAGUGGUCGUCUGCUUCGUCCAGCAUCUUAUUCAUUGGCUCCCUAGUACAGCACUGUCGCAAGAAUCUAGAGGUUUUGCAGACGAGAAGACAGAGUAAUCAUGAACUGAAGGAUUUCAUUAAAGACAUGAAGGAGCAGACGAGAGAAAUUAGCACAGAGUUGGAGAAGGAGGGCCCCGGAGAUCAUCGAUGGCUCAUCCGGCGCGGGUCCGAGACUAGGCUUACUCCUUGCUCUAUUCCAAAAGCCAAAAAGGUUUCAGAUGACGUAUACUGUGAGGUAUGUCAGUGCCGGUUCCGGAAGGCGGACAGACAGUACCCCUGCCGUAUCUGUGAGGGGGUGUUCCACAGAGACUGUGUCCUGGGUAUCACUGAUGUUCACCCAUCCCACGCAUCCACCAUCGAACGAGCCAGCUCCAAAAUAGGCUGGAGUUGUCCAGCUUGUGACGAUCUAAGCCUCUUACUCUCUGAAGACGAGUUGAAUCAAAUUAUACAAACUUUUGAUGAAGAAAUUCACCCGAAAGGUGACCAGAUUUCCUUUGAAGAGUUUUUGGCUUUUAAAAGCGUCCAUGGCGACACAACAGAGGAAGACGUGAAGAGGCUGCGUCUGGAGUUCCGAUUGGUCGACACAGACGCCAAUGGAAGAAUCGACUGGUGGGAGUUUCUGACCUACCAGGCCAAAAUGAAGCUCUUCUCUCGGAAUCAGGACGAACUCGUGAAUCUUUUGACCGCAAAGGAGAUAGAAGCGGCAGAGUCCGCCUUCUCCCACUUGAAACUGAACACAAGUGGACGAGUGUCCCCUGGGGAAUCCAAGCGUGUUCUGUCGGAGUGGUACCGACUUCUGGACAGUCACGGCGAACAACGUGAAAUGCUUGAUCACUAUGCAAGCCUUGCCGCUACAAGAAUUAUGGCGCUAGAUAAUACUCCACCUGGGUCUAUUUCGUGGAAUGACUUUCUGAAGGGGCAAGCCAAAUACAUAAUUGGUGCUCGUCCAAACAUUAUUAAGAUCUAAACAAAAACAGAAUCCAUAAAAAAAAUCUAUACAUGAAAAUAUUUAUUUGUGAUGUCUGAUAUAGAAUAAAAUGCCGGUGAAGUAUGUAA